GCUUCAAAUACAAGGCAAAUGUGACCGUGUAUACUACCGGAGAAUUAUUGUUAAAUUCACUUAAAUCUCUUAAAAGUAAUAUAACUAUGACAUUACUCUUUCACACAAUGGCAAAUAUUAUACAUAGUGAUGAGCUAGGAGUCAACGAGAUAUUAUCUAUGAAACAAUCCGGAGUUGGAUUUCAACCACAAGCACAAAUCGAAUCAGAACCAAUACGAAUUCAAUCAGCAUUGACAAUGACAAGGUUUUCAAAAGGUCAAAAUUAUUUAAAAAUGUCUACCGGGAAAACAAUAGAGUUGCAAAUAUCCGGGAGUGACAUAAUAUACGCCCUUAAUAUGAUGAUCCAGGAUAUUCCCUCUGGACAACAAACCUUUUUUUGA
Molecule: messenger RNA, 380 nt
Organism: Funneliformis caledonium
Lineage: Eukaryota; Fungi; Glomeromycota; Glomeromycetes; Glomerales; Glomeraceae
Source: the annotation of a GenBank genome assembly